AUGUUCAUCUGCGGAAAACCGCCGAUGCCCAUUCGAAGCGCAGGUACAAGAGGCUGGCUAACGAGCUCUGAUUCAUGCGACACUACAGCAACGAAGACGCUGGUGCGAGCCCAACACGGCAACGCUAUGAAUGCUAGCGCAGAAAUGUGGGCGCAGGGGACUCUUCAGGACCGCACUGAUGGACAAUGUCAUGACGAGCUAGAGACAAAGUCAAGCUACGACGUUGUGCCCUUUCCUGUGCCUGAGCAACAGAAUGACUUGGAUCGUAUUUGGCACAACUUGACUUGGGUGCAGGGUUACUGGUCGGAGGGUUCGCGGGUUCAGGGCACCGGCCACAAGGCGAUACAGAGAGGAGGCGCAGCACAGCAAAUCUCGAAAAUCGAAAAUAGUGACGCUCUUAGAGACUUCGCAACCCUUGUCCCUCGCUAG
Molecule: messenger RNA, 429 nt
Organism: Ustilago hordei
Lineage: Eukaryota; Fungi; Basidiomycota; Ustilaginomycetes; Ustilaginales; Ustilaginaceae
Exons: 1
Coding region: 1-429 (142 amino acids)
Source: RefSeq, a predicted model, not a curated record